GCCGGAAUACUGCUUCCAUGUUCCGUUGAUUUCCGGUGUUUUCCUGCCGGAACCGGCCGGUACUUUUCGACCUGGGGACCUUUCUUUUUUCCAUUCUGAACUUCUAAGAUUUACUUAAUCGAACAGGUCGAAGUCGAUUCCCACGAUUGAAUUAAAUCCAUGCCCCAAACCUCUCAGACCCUACACAGAGAAACAAAUGGUCACAUUACCGACCUUCUAAGCGCUUCGUAAAAAAAAAAAGAAGUUUCGUGAAGGAAAAAAGGAUUUCGUACAACAUACGAAACUUUUAAAGGUUUCGAGUUUUGCAACGAAUCCUGGACCUUUUUAGAUUCCGUACCAAAUCCUAAAAAGCCCUAGCGAACUUUUAAAAUAGACUUUUCGAUCAAUGACAAUCAUUUUGAAGGGAUCAGAGGUUUUUACGAAACCUCUUCGAGAGUUUAGAGUUCGUUGCAAAAAAGGUUCGGCAUGAUACCGAUUUUUUUCAGUGUAGUCUGCCGAUACUUUUUUUUCUCCUGCUGAUAUUUUCACUUUUGUCUAGAACCAUUUCUAUUUCCGAAUCCUACUUAUAAUUCCAUAUUGAUCAGGAAUUCAUCGCUGAAAGGAGAAUUCAAGUGAAUAUCCUGUAGAAUCUAUAUUUAGUUGAAGCCGCUUCGUCACUGAAACGCCAUAAACGGCUGUAAAGUAUUCUGCAUAUUCCACUGUUCAUCUCUUCACAUAGAAUCAAAAAAAAACAAGCCGAGAAAAUCUAUCGGUCUGUAGAGGCCGACUUUUCACCGAUUUCCAACGUUGAAAAUAUCUCCUUUUGUUCAUUUUCGUUCAAAAAAGAUAAAGAUUCUACCUAUUUUUCGAACUGUAUAGAAUAUAUCAAACUGAAUCCAUGUGUCUUUAGUCACGAUUAAAAAGAAUUCUGAUUGUGUUAAACAUUAAUCAGAAAUUAUAAGAAUCCACACGUCUAAGUAACAGAUUGUAAGCCCACUGUCUUACAGGCGUGUCAGUUCAUUGCAAUGCCACAAAACAUCUCACUAGGAAAUGACCGCUACGGAAGCCAUGGUUUUCCCCAUAAAAGAUCAGUGUUUACAUAGUUCACAGCAUUGCUGUAUCUUUGUAUAUUUUGCGAUUUUCAUUUCAAGUAGACGGUUUGUUUCUUAUACUGUUGUAGAUCUGACGCAGAUCCUAACCAUACAGAAAAAUACUCAAUAUUUCUACGUUAAGAGAGCAAAUGACCUUGAAGUGCUUAUUAACUGUUAUUUUGUAUAGAUUUCUUAUUGAUAAUGAGCGUAUAAGAAAGUUGAUGUUGUCGGUGUAUUUCAGAUAUCCUAAAUUCGAUUCUCAAAAUGAUCACUACUUGCGCUAAACCACUUGUUAUGUCAUCAUUUCUAUUCUCUUUAUUUUACGCUCAUAUUAUUACGCUCUGCUAUCUCCGAGACAGCAACGUGAUGGCAUGACAACAGAACGGAACAAUAGAAUAUUCCUCCCGAGGGAAUCGAACCCACGUCUGCUGCUUUCCAAGCAGAUGUUUAAUCACUGUACUAGAAAGGAGUGCAUAUCAUUCCUUUUAUUCCGUCUUAUGACUGAAUGGGUACACUUCAAAUAUAACACCGCUCAAAAAUUUGUUUUUUCACGCACACGUACAUAGGAUUAAUACAAAUACUCUGAUUCUUUUUCUACGAAAUGUGCGUACGAGAUAUCGUGCGUCUGCACACAAAAUAUUUUCCGAAACUUGUUUAAAAAAAGGAAUUUUUCAGUUUUCUGUCGUUCUCUGACCCUAAUCCAUUCGAUCAGACUGAUUCGAUGAAAAAUUAUUCUAUUUAUUCUGGCAGUAUGAAACCUUCUUUCCAGCAACUUUUACAAUAAACGAGCAGUCGUUCGUCGGCUCGCCAUCGAAGCGCUACUCACGACUAGCCGCUCACAUGCUUAAAUCGUCCUCAUAAAACAUCAUCUACUUUUUUCUAAGGGUGGGAAGUUAUGGUUCCCAGACCGUUACCUGGGAACGGUAACGGUAACUUCCCACCCCUACUUUUUUCAACAAUACAGCCAAUUCAGUUCCUAUUACUUUUAUACUUAUAAAUAGCCAACUUCUCGUGAGGAAAUUUCAAACGCAACAUUUUGCUGUGAAGUAUUGUCUUGAUUUUUACGGCCUUACUUGAAAAUCAGCGUUAUUCUAUAAUUCGUCAUGAACGAAAUCUAAUUGGGAUCUACCCAAGAAGCUUGCUACAUCUAAUACGGCUGUUUUUCAAAACAUCAGCAAUGAACCUUUCUGACGAGCGGCUAGUCGUUCGCCGUCGUCCCUUCGGAGCGCCACUCACGACUAGGCGCCUACGUGCUUAAGUCUAUUUUCCCAAAGAUUAUCCGUUUUUUCUACAAGCUAGCCGAUUCAGAUUCGGCAUAUUUCGAUAAAUUGUUGGAUUUAUAUGAGAAGAAUUUGCGAUGAAAAUUUUCAAGCCGAAGAUCUUGUCGUGGAGUAUGUUGUGAAACACGAUCUGAAAGGAGUGUUGAAGUGUUUAGGGUAGAAAUUUUGGGCCCACUCCCCCCCCCCCCUCCCACAGACUGUGACAGAGAAUCCUGGUACCCAUCACAGACCGUGACAGAGAAUCCGGGUUCCAAUCAUAGACCGUGACAGAGAGCCCGAAUACCCACCACAGACCGUGACACAUAAACUGUAGUUGUAAAGCAUCAGAUAUACGGUCAGCUACAAAUGUGUCGUAAGGAAAUGGAACAAAAAGAUUUCCAUUUAAUUAAUAACAAUAGGUCCAUCGUGUUUCACAUUUUUAAUCCCGCAAGGGAUUGCGCUAACAGCUUUCUUAUGUGCAGAAUUCACAGUCUCUCGCGAUAAUCAGCGUUAUAUUUCCAUUCUUAUUCAGCGGAAUCUUACUGGGAUACUCUCAAAACAUAUUCUAUAUCCUGUACACAUCUUUCCUGCCACACAUUUGGAGCGACACAUGGAUAUCAACGACCAGUUGUUCUGCUGCGCCCCUUCUGGACGCCACCCAUGGCUAGCUGCUCUCAUGCUAAACCGAUUCCUAUACAUAUUACCCUCCUUUAUCUACAAUCUCUCCAAAUAGUACUGUGCCUCCUUCCACAGAAAAUAUUAGAUUAUUAGUGACAGGGCUCUAGCUUGAAAAUUGAAAAGACUAAAGCUAACAUAAAACUGUAUGGAUCAAAUACGCUGUGUCAACUCUUCUUAAAUAUCAGCGUGGGAACUUGGUUGAUUGCCCAACUUUAACAACGCAAAACUCAACGCAGAAGAAACAUGAAAAGUAAGUUCAUAUACGUAAUUCAUUCUAGAUAGGGAUGCACCAAUUCCAGAAAAUUGGCUUCAAAGAUGCUAUGCUCGCGAUAUCAAGCACUACCAAUUCCGACCAAUUUUUUGCGUUAAACUGGACCAUCUUGAAGCGCUCCACCUGUAGUGGUUGUCGGAUUACACUAAAUGCGAUUAAAAGAUGUCAGAAUUGGUCGGAAUUGGCUAAAAAUCCUAAAUUUUCGACCAAUUCCGACCAAUUCUGCCAUCGUUUGAUUGUAAUUAGUGAAAUCUGACAAUCACUGCAGGUAGAGCGAUUCAAGGCGGUCAAGUUUAACACAAAAAUUGGUCGGAAUUGGUGGCUCUUCAUAUCGCAAAAAUACCAUCUUUGAGGCCAAUUUUCUGGAAUUGGUGCAUCCCUAAUUCUAGACAUGAAACCUUCGCUGAUAUCAAAAUAAUUUUUGAAACAAAUUCAUUCUUGGGUAUAAAUACCGUAUGGAAAAUUGCUAAUACAAAACUCAGACACCAAAAAUACUUAGGGGUAUCCAAAAGUAGUGGCAACGACAUUUUAUUACCAUAUUUUAGGGUUGAUAAAAAUUCUUUUUACAUAGGAUGAUAGAGCGGAAACUGCUCUUUCUUUCUAUGCUAUUUGAUCCUACUUCGCUUGACAUCAUAAUAACAAAAUUCUAAUAAAACUAGUUUGCCUAACAUGUGUAUCGGUUACAGAAGUUCACAGUGUCUCCAAUAUGCAUUCUUUUCGUGAUCUUUUCUUUGUUUUUCUUCUUUCCUUUAUUCUUUUCUCUCGUCUCUUUUGAGACUUUAUCGUUUAUCAUAUAAAUACAAAGAUGCAUGCCUCUUUUUGUGCACGUGUCAUGCACUAUUCUAUUCGAUAGAAAGUAAAAGAAGUAGAGUUAAAUCGGCUCUUAACACUCUUCAUUUUUGUUUUGCAAUGAACACAGAGAAUUUUCGUUUCUACAUUAUAGUGCGUACUGCACUAAAUAUUGAAGCAAGAACUAUUCACGACGAGCUGCAUACGGUUUUUGGUGAUGAAGCUCCUUCUUAUCGAACAGUUGCCAGAUGGGCUCAAUGGUUUCGUGAAGGUCGAGAAGAAAUUGAAGAUGAAGAACGAUCUGGAAGACUUGUAACUGAGACUACUCUUGACAAUAUCGAAGAAAUUCGUAGUAUUGUUAACGAUAAUCCUCAUGUUACAAUAGCAGAAUUACAGGAGCAUACUGGUCUAAGCUAUGGCACCGUUCAUCGAAUAUUAUCGGAUCAUCUGGAACUUAGAAAAAUUACUGCUCGUUACAUACCCACAUAG
Rotaria sp. Silwood1 is the source of this 4556-nucleotide messenger RNA. NCBI's taxonomy places the organism in Eukaryota, Metazoa, Rotifera, Eurotatoria, Philodinida, Philodinidae. The record is from the annotation of a GenBank genome assembly.